Molecule: messenger RNA, 2844 nt
Organism: Symbiodinium necroappetens
Lineage: Eukaryota; Dinophyceae; Suessiales; Symbiodiniaceae
Source: the annotation of a GenBank genome assembly
AUGGCCCUGCACACCUCUGGCAGGAACGCUGCAGAUGGCCACGGCAAGUCAGCUGGCCUGCUGUUCCUACUGCGACGCAGCACUUUCCAGGACCCCCGUAUACAAGAGCUUGAUCCGGGUAGACUAGCCCUAGUACAGGCCACCAAUAGGCACACCGGCCUCCCCCUAAGCCUCAUUGGUAUCUAUCAACACGUGUGGAGAACUCACCUCACCACGACCCAAAAUAAGGAACUUCGCCAAGCUAUUUGGAGCUGCAAGCUCGAGUCAUCAGCCGACUCGCCGAGGUGGACACAAGCCACCCACGACCAUGUCAAUCGCAUUCUGCUGGAGGAGACCCGUCGCCUCUUCCCGCCCACCAUCAGCCCGGACCAGCGUGUCAGUGCCCAACCAGGCUACCGUCUUCUCGCCAAGUCUGUGUGGAGCCUCUACCACCGACUCAAGCACCCAGGUGUCUGCACCUUUCGCAACAUCUUCGCCAAGUGGCGCCUCGCGACUCAAUUUGCCCAGGCUUCUCGUCGCUUGAAACAGCAGAGCAAGACUCAUAAGAAGCAGUUCUAUGAGUCUGAGGUUGAUCUUGCCGAGGCAGCUGCAGCGAAAGGAGACCAACGAAGCCCAGAAGGCACCCUUCUCACGAAGGAAGCCGAGAUGCAGUCGAUCGUGCAGCACAGCAACAGCACUUUUGCCGUUCACUCAGACGACACUCCCUUACAACCUCUUGAAGCUGACUACUGCAUAGACAGUGCAGCCUUCGCGGCAGAGCUUCACAAACUAGGUCUUGCCAAAGCCGUCCCCAAGCACAUGGCCCCGUCGGCCACAUGGAAGCUGUGUGCUGAAGCCUUGGGCGACGUCUUCAGCACGGCCCUCCGAGGCCAUUUCAAGCAGGGCUCCAAAGCCCAAUUUGAUGCCGACUGGAAGAACUCCUAUGUAGUCUGGAUUCCCAAGCCCAACAAGCCUCCCAUCAAUGUUGCAUCCUUACGCCCCAUCGGGCUUACUAGCCCGGCUAGCAAAGCACUAGCAGGAUGCCUCCGUGCACCACUCUUGUCCCAUCUUGAACCACUGAUCCAGGCCAAUCGGUUUCAGCAGCAAGCUGGACUUCGCAGCCGCCAAUGUGCUGGGGGCUUGAGCAUUUCUUUAGACUUGUCUCGUGCCUUCGAUGGCGUCACCAGAUCGCACAUCUACCAAGCCAUGCAGGCCAAUCAGGUUCCCCAAGAUGUGAUCACCAUCGUGCAGCAACUCCACAAGGACGCACAGUAUAAAUUCCAGGUUGGGGACAUUAAAGGGUCGACUGUCAGUACCAACGGGAUAAAGCAGGGAUGUGUCGUUGCCCCCUACCUUUGGAACUUCUUCACCCUUGCAUUCCUCACUCUCCUUCAGCAGCAACGGAGCCUGGAAUGGAUUCAACGUGUGCUCUCCCUCUUUGCAGACGAUGUCUGGGGAGCCUGGCUCAUAACCUCUAAAACCGAUUUUGAACUUGCCAUUCAGGACGCCGGCAACAUCCGCCGGGCCCACACCUUCAUGAAGGCAGGCCAGCUACACCUGAAGCUGCACGUUUGCGGCACUGAGCGCAGCAUACCCAUUAAAGACCAGCAUGAGUACCUCGGCACCAUCGUGACAUACAACAAUCGCCUGGACCGUAACAUGACCCACAGGAUCAAGGCCAACUUGCCUCUACCGGGCUGGCAACUGCAGCACGCCCUGCAAGUGCAUCACAAGAGGCUACUUCACAAGCAAUCAGACAUCACAACGACGCCUCAGGCCCUGGAGUUCCUCGAUCAACAAGCAGGCCGCCUAGAAGCUGUUCUGCUGAAGGCAGCGAAAACACUGGUCUCCGAAUCUUCUGCCAUGCCCUUGGUGAACUGCCCCAAGUGCGACCAGGCAUUCGCUACAGAGAAUGCCAUGAGGAUGUUCACGGACAGGGGCGACCAUCUUCUGAACGAGGAGGCGGAGAUCUUCGCCAGCUACUGGGAGUCCUCCCCACCGGAGGAGUACUACAUGUCAGAACCCACCGGGCCACGCUCCCAGAAGAGGCGUCGACCAGAACAGCCGACUCGUUGGAACAUGCCAACUCGCAGCCUGCCCCACCACCCGGGAUUUCAAAUGCAGCCUCUACCUCGCGAUGCCCGCCAGCUGCCUCAUCAUCACAUGCAAGACCAGCUCCAUCUUCUCAGCCGAGUUGUCCUGAAACAGGAGGAGAUCAUCAGUCGGCUACGCCACGAGAAGAUCUUUGUGCUCUUCAUGCGGAACGAGAUCAACGGCACCCUCGGCACCUUCAUGAAAAUCGCCAAGGACUGGCGAAACAAGAAGAACCUGGACGAGGGACAGCUCCAGUCCCCCCUCCGCACCAUCUUGCUCGCCAGCAUGCUCCGCGAAGUCAUGAAUCUUGCCCAGCAGGCCGUGGCCACCGAGGACUCCAAGGCGAAGCACAUCCAGUCGGAAUGGCUCACGAGCGAGGGAGCGUGGAACUAUCGCUCCUGGAACCACGCCGCGAAAAGACUCCAGCUCGAUCAGAAUCGCACGGCCCUCCAGCACGCAGAAGCAAUCCGACUCUUGACCUUCCUGGUCAAGAACCUGAAAGGAGAGGCCAUCCAGAAGUUUGCCGCGACACAGCAGCUGGGCACGUUGGAACAGCAAGGAGCCCAGUUCGCCACAUUCCAUCUGGAAGUGUCCCUGCGCGGACAGACCGCGCAGGAAAUAUACGAGACCCUGGAGAAGCUGACGGGCUGCACCCUGCUGAACCUCAUCGGGGUCUCAAUGAAAAAAGACACUUUGCCCAGCAUGCCAUUGGCCAAAAAGCUGGGGGACAUGGUGUACAAGAGGCGAGGACCGCCACCGAGGCACAUAUGA